Messenger RNA from Nothobranchius furzeri (turquoise killifish), 3155 nucleotides. RefSeq names its product phospholipase C, delta 4a (gene plcd4a). NCBI's taxonomy places the organism in Eukaryota, Metazoa, Chordata, Actinopteri, Cyprinodontiformes, Nothobranchiidae. The record is from RefSeq and is a predicted model, not a curated record. Gene Ontology annotation, molecular function: phosphatidylinositol-4,5-bisphosphate phospholipase C activity; calcium ion binding. Gene Ontology annotation, biological process: lipid metabolic process; phosphatidylinositol-mediated signaling; release of sequestered calcium ion into cytosol.
UAAGCUACAUAAAACUUUAGAACUGAAAGAGGGUGGGCUUCCUUUUCACUGUGAUCCUACAUUUCUCCAGUAUAAUAUCUAAAUAUCAGUUUUAGUGUAUGUAUUUUCAACUCAACCUUAACGUCCUUGUUGUCAAAUCAAAGUCUGUUACAAGUUACAACUAUAUUAAGCGCUGCUAUUGAAUCACCGCAUUAUUUCUGCUUUUUAGAUGGCAUAAAGAGAUAACUAAUGGCUUCUACAGGGAGCGGCAUCCGGAGUCAGGGGGAUGAUAACCUCCAGUCUAUGCUCGUGGGAACGGUGAUGAGGAAAAUCAAAUCUCGUACUUGGAAAAAGCAGCGAUACUUCAAGCUGCAGGACGACUGCAUGACCAUCUGGUACAAGUCCAAAAAAGCAGGGAAUGCCCACUCCACGUUUUCAGUGAAUGAUGUGGAGGCAAUUAGAGAGGGCCAUCAGAGUGAGGUUCUGCUCAGCAUCGCAGAUGAAUUCCCGGCUGACAGAUGCUUCACGCUGGUGUUCCGCAGCCGUAGGAGCAACCUGGACCUGGUGGCCGAGUCGGCCGAGGAAGCACAGUCCUGGAUCAAAGGCAUGAGGAAGCUGAUAGAGAGUCUGGAGAACAUGGGGGAAAGAGAAAAGCUGGACCAAUGGAUUGGUGACUGGUUUAAGAAAGCAGACAAGAACAACGAUGGCAGGAUGAACUUUAAAGAAGUGCAAGACCUUCUAAGAAUGAUGAAUGUUGACAUGAAUGAACAUCAUGCUCUUCGUCUUUUCAUGAUGGCGGAUAAAUCCCAGACUGGUUCACUGGAGGAUGAUGAGUUUGUGCUGUUCUACAAAAUGUUGACAGAGCGGGAAGAUAUUCUGAGAGUUUUCCAGGAAUACUCAACAGAUGGUCAAAAGUUAUCUCAGAGUGAUCUGGAGGACUUCUUGAGAGAGGAGCAGUUGGAGAGGGGUGAUGUCCAUCAACAUGCCCAGCAGCUCAUUGAAGGCUAUGAGCCGUCAGACACAGCCAAGCUGCUUAAGGCCAUGACAUUUGACGGGUUUUUGAUGUACCUCGGCUCAUCUGAAGGUUCCAUCUUCAACCCACAGCGAAGGGGCAUCUUCCAGGAUAUGACUCGGCCGCUGUGCCAUUACUUCAUCUCUUCCUCCCACAACACAUAUCUGAUGGAGGACCAGCUCAGAGGACAGAGCAGUGUGGAGGGAUACAUAAGGGCUCUAAAUCGUGGUUGCCGAUGUGUUGAAGUGGAUUGCUGGGAUGGUGCCAAUGGAGAGCCCAUUGUCUAUCACGGGCACACACUCACCUCAAAAAUACUCUUCAAGGAUGUGGUCAAUGCAGUGCUAAAUUAUGCGUUCAAGGUCUCAGAAUAUCCAGUCAUCCUGUCUAUUGAAAACCACUGUUGUGUUGAACAACAGAGAGUCAUGGCCCAACACCUCAACCACAUCCUUGGUGACAAGUUGCUGAAAAGUACAUUGGAAGGCAAGGUCUCAAGUCGGCUGCCGUCUCCAGAGGAUCUUAAAGGAAAGAUUCUUGUAAAGGCCAAAAAGAUUGGAGGCCUUGAGGAGAACUGUAAUGGAAUUUUGGGAGACUCUUUUACCGGAUUGGUCAGCGAUGAAGAUGAGGCAGCAGAAAUUGAUGAAGAAAAUUUACAUCGUGAUAGUGUUCGUCGCCGUAUGAAGAAAUCAAAGCAGCGUUUGUCCAAGGAACUGUCAGACUGUGUUGUUUACUGUAAAAGCGUCCACUUCAUAAGCUUCAAACACUCCCAGAGCCACUUCAAGUUCUACGAGGUUACCUCCUUCACGGAGUCCAAAGCCCGUAAGCACUUACGAGAAGCUGGAGCAGAGUUUGUGUGUCAUAACUCCCGGCAGCUGACCAGGAUUUAUCCCACUGGCUUCCGAACAGACUCUUCCAAUUUUAAUCCUCAGGAAAUGUGGAAUGCUGGAUGCCAAAUUGUUGCUCUGAACUUCCAGACUGCUGGGGAAGGAAUGGAUUUGAACGAUGGGUUGUUCAGCCAGAAUGGCCAGUGUGGGUACGUCCUGAAACCCAGUUUCAUGAGAGACAAUGAGAAACGUUUUGACCCUGACAUGCCACAAAAGCGAGAUGACUACCAACCAGUUGUCCUCACCAUCCAGGUGAUCAGCGGCCAGCAACUACCCAAAGUCAACAUCAAAAAGGACUCGAUUGUUGAUCCACUGGUCAGAGUGGAGAUCCAUGGAGUUCCAAUGGACCAAGCCAAGCAGGAGACCAGAUAUAUAGAGAACAAUGGAUUCAACCCAGUGUGGUACGACACUCUCCACUUCACGAUCCAUGCCCCUGAACUUGCUAUUGUACGCUUUGUUGUAGAAGAUUAUGACAAAACAUCAAAAAAUGACUUUGUGGGGCAAUAUACCCUUCCUCUUAGCUGCAUGCAGCAAGGAUAUCGCCACAUUCACCUUUUGUCCAGAGAUGGAACCAGCAUUUCUCCAUCAUCCUUGUUCGUUCAUGUCAGGAUCAAAGAUCUGGAAUAAGUUUCCACACACCCACCAGAUAGAAAGAAUAUUACACUUUCAUGUACAAGACAGAGGAAUUCUACCUUCCUUGAUAAUUACUACAUCAGUGAAUUGAUGCUAUGCCAAAAUUAGAGCAAUUCUAGAAAAGUUGUGCUUUGACUUGUUUCCUUCUCUUCUGUGUAUUUUGUGUUAUUUAUUCAUUGUGACUUCAGUGUACCCAAUCAAUUCUGGCAUGCGAUGCAAUUUCUGCUGAAGCAUUGUGUUGUAGAUGAGAAUGUGCCACUAAAGAGUUAUGUAAAGAUUCUGUGGAAUUUCUUUUUUUUUUUCCUUUUGUUUUAUUUGUUUUUAACAGCCAGCACCUGACUAGGUCUGUCUUUAUUCACAAUGGACAUUUUCUUGGAUUGGGAGCUCUGAUUCUGAUGAACUGUCAGUAAUAAGGAUUACUAUUUCAUUUCCAAAAUUUACCAGAUUGUUUUAUCUAAGACCCAAAUGGACAGUAUAUUUCUUGUGAUUAUGUGUACUUCAGGAACAUGUUUUAUUGAAAAUACUGCAAUGGAUUUUUCAUCCACAGUUGAAGCAAAACACUUCCACAGCAGUUUGAGUAUAUCUAUCUAUCUAUCUAUCUAUCUAUCUAUCUAUCUAUCUAUCUAUCUAUCUAUCUAUCUAUCUAUCUA